AAAAGUUUUCACAAACAUUCAAGCAAUACAAGGGGUCGAACUCAUAUGCACAUUACUCUUACUCACUCUCUGCGUGCUUCUGUUUAUUUACAACCAGUACGCCCAGUUUCUCUACGAGAAAUUGCGGCCACGACACGCUUGUGCCUCAGCACGCUUUCAGCACGGCCAACCCUAACCCUAACCCUAACCCUAACCCUGAGUGAGGCUUGUUCCCCACCCCCAUUUUCCCACAACCCCAAAAAAGCUGGGGCGCGGCGGCCACCCCCAAACCCUAGCGCCCAAACCGCCCAGACACCACCGCCAGGUCUCUAA
Messenger RNA from Trypanosoma theileri, 312 nucleotides. RefSeq lists its product as uncharacterized. The annotation marks the transcript as partial. The transcript has a single exon. NCBI's taxonomy places the organism in Eukaryota, Euglenozoa, Kinetoplastea, Trypanosomatida, Trypanosomatidae. The record is from RefSeq and is a predicted model, not a curated record.